Messenger RNA from Colletotrichum higginsianum IMI 349063, 786 nucleotides. RefSeq names its product VPS28 protein. Lineage: Eukaryota; Fungi; Ascomycota; Sordariomycetes; Glomerellales; Glomerellaceae. Gene Ontology annotation, biological process: protein transport to vacuole involved in ubiquitin-dependent protein catabolic process via the multivesicular body sorting pathway. Gene Ontology annotation, molecular function: protein-containing complex binding. The transcript is spliced from 2 exons. Gene Ontology annotation, cellular component: ESCRT I complex. The record is from RefSeq and is a predicted model, not a curated record. The coding region runs from base 1 to 786 and encodes 261 amino acids.
AUGAUGCCCCGGCAACCCUAUGCGCCUACACCGCAUAGCUAUAUUCCAAAUACGACGCUCUCAGCGACCAUCAAUCUCGAUGAGGAGGUAAAGUUAGCCGACACUCGCGCCGAGCGCGACCUGCAGGAUUCUCUCGCCGAGAUCUUCAGCAUCAUCGUCACUCUCGACGAGCUCGAAAAGGCCUUCCUCAAAGACGCCAUCCCCGAAGCCGACUACACCGAGAUUUGCGAGCGGUCCCUAAAGCAGUACAAGUCUAUCCUGGCCGACGAGACUGUGGCCAAGGCAUUUCGUGGCCUAGAGGAAUUCAAGGCAGAGUGGGAUGUUCGUAUUGUCGUUUUUCUACCAUCACCCCCCGCUUUACUCUCGAGACUGAUCUCGUUACCAAAACAACAACAGCUCGAAGUCCCCCGCGCAACGGAGCGCAUCCGAGUCGGCAUGCCUUCAACAACCGUCACCGCCUCCUCGAGCGCCGCCCCGGCCCCGUCAGCCGCCGGUAACACGAGCGGCACGCUUAUCCUAGAGGCGACGCAGGAGUUCAUCACCUUCCUCGAUGCCGUCAAGCUGGGCCUACUUUCUAAGGACCAGCUGCACCCCCUGCUAUCCGACGUCAUCCAGUCGGUCAACAAGGUGACGGACCGUGACUUCGACAGCAGGGGCAAGAUCGUGCAGUGGCUCAUCACGCUAAACCAGAUGAAGGCCACGGACGAGCUGAGUGAGCAACAGGCUCGCGAGCUCGAGAUGGAUAUCCAGCAGGCCUACCAGGGGUUCAAGAGUACUCUGACGUAG